AUGUUUCCUAUGGAACUUGGAAGUCUAUUAAAGUUGCCAAAAAAUGGUCCUGCUAUAUCUCACUUCUUCUUUGCUGAUGACCUUAUUUUAUUUGGGGAAGCCUCUAUCCACCAAGCUAAGCUUAUGAAGCAUUGUUUGGAUUUAUUUUGCGGUGCCUCGGGUCAGCAAGUUAAUUUUGAUAAAUCCAGAAUUUGUUGCUCUCCUAAUACUGAUUCUGGGAUUGCUUCUACUAUUGCUAAUAUUUGUGGGUCUCCCUUUAUUGAUUGUUUUGGAAAUUAUCUUGGUGUUCCUUUGAUCCAGUCUAUAAUUUCUAAGGAUACUUACUCUGGAUUGUUGACAAAGUGUAGAGUAGAUUGGCUUCCUGGAAGAGUCACACUUUAUCUAUGGCAUCUUGAUAAGCUUAACAUGAAUUUUUUGUGGGGUUUUACUGGUGAUAAAACUAAAAUUCACCUUGUUAAUUGGGACACUGUUUGUCAACCUAAGAGCUUUGGUGGUCUAGGCAUAAAAAAGAUUCAUUGUAUGAACCAGGCUUUACUUGCCAAGACUGGUUGGAAAAUUGUCCAAAAGGAUCAGGGUCUUUGGUCUCAAGUUCUUAAUGGGCUUAAAUGGAGAGUUGGUAAUGGUGACAAUAUCUUGUUUUGGAAAGAUAAUUGGGCAGGUUGUGGGCCUCUUGAGAACUUCUUCACUAUUUCCCUUUCUGAUGAUUUGCUUGAGUGGACUGUGAGUGAUUUCCUUACGGAGCAAGGGUGGAACACCAAUUGGCUUUUGGGUUGUCUCCCAUUGGAUGUGGUGCAGAAAAUUCAUUGUAUUCAUGUAGGGCUAGUUUCAGCUGCAUGCAAGGUAUCCCUUGGUCCUCUCUAUUCUUGGGCUCCUUGUGGUUUUGUUGGAAAUGGCGAUGUAAGAAAGUGUUUGAUGUCAACUUUACUCCUCCUCAUUGGCCCCACAUUUCAAUCAUUCAAUUUACUAGGGAAUGGCUGGUGGCUAACUGCUCCAAGAAUUCUAAGACUUCCAACAAAUUCUUAA
Messenger RNA from Prunus armeniaca (apricot), 1023 nucleotides. The record is from the annotation of a GenBank genome assembly. NCBI's taxonomy places the organism in Eukaryota, Viridiplantae, Streptophyta, Magnoliopsida, Rosales, Rosaceae.